CCGUUUUCCACGAAUGACCAGUGCACACUUCCAAGAGACUCAACGGCUGGCAAAAACAAAUCAUCGAGCGCAAACUUCUCCGCCGAAGCGAGGCGAAAAGUAUAUAAUCCAUGAGCGACGGGUAGGGAGCUGCACAUAGAGGGUUGAGGCGACAGUUCAAUCUGUGAAAUAGCAGCCUGGUCCGAGUCGUUCAGUUUGUCCCGUUGUAUAUCUAGACCGGCCUUAGUUCGGACUGUAUAUGUGUACCAGCUGUAGGUUUUGUAAGUCAUAAGACACCUUGAUUGCCACAGUGUUGGUCUGUGUAGAAGUCCUGAAUACAUGUCUUGGCUGGUCUAACCAGUGAGCAGCCACAGCUGGAUCGUUUCCUUUUGCGAUCUCUGGCUGGUUGUGAGGCUGCAGACUCAGGUACCCCCGGCACUCUCUCAAGCUGGCAAAACUCGCUCCAAUUGCGUAUCAGAGCCAACUGCAACCCGCCGAUCGAAGACUCUACAAUUGCAGUAGUCAGUCGUAUUCUCAAAUCUUCGAGUGUUCCUGGGAUUGACCAGGAUUCUAACGCUCGUAUUCCCAGCACGUUGACAAGUUAUCCAGACAUUGUCACAGAUAGUGCUACCGUUGACUAUUGUUGGGAGCGUUAAUUAACUUCUCCUCGGUGUACAGUAUAAAAGUGUCAACAAACCUCGCUUCACACUAACAUCCUGCCAGAAGGGACUGCAUGCCUAGUUUCAGAAGCAUGGGUGCGGCGGUGGCAUGGAGAGCAAUGGUGGCGCUGGCGCUGCUUGGCUUCCAAUGUGCCUGUGGGCGAACAGAGGGCAGUGGAGAGCCUUCCGUGGCCACUUGGUACCAAGAGUUAGCGUUGGCUGUGAACACAGACCCGUACUCCUCAUGGUCUGCUAGCAUGGAGCAUAUAACCGAGGAGCACGGACAACUGUACAAAAUGCGGCAACAUAUCGAGCAGGGCGCCCAGUUGCAGCGAGAAAAGCGUGCACCCUUGGGUCGCCAUCAUCGUCCCCAGAAAGCCACGCUUGAUUAUCGUCAGUCUGGUGUUUUGCUUCAUCCCAAGCACCAGGGUUCCUGUGGAAGUUGCUGGGCGUUUGCGGCCGUUCAUGCCAUUACCGAUCGCAUCAGUCUCGAUCGCCACGCGACGGUCCCGAGAGCCUCGCCAGCCCCACCAUCGUCGAUUCAACACGUCCUGGAAUGUGCAUGUCCCAGACAGGGAAGUGACUGUGGUCGGGAUGGUGAUGGUUGUCAAGGAGCUCAAUUGCACGUCGCCAGCAGGUUCAUGAAGUAUAACGGUAGCCCGCCGCAGACGUGCAAACCAUACACGGGCAGCGACAAGGGCUGCAGGAAAAGGUGCAAUGAUGGUCGUUACGUGACGGCGCACCACCUCACCAAGAUCCAUUCGUAUCGCUCCGUGGUCACGAGCCGCAGGCGACCUUUGUCGAGGCGCAUCGCGGACAUGCGCAGUGCGCUGGCACGAGGACCUCUGAUAGCGCAAAUCCGCACCUACACGGGCAUGCCACUGCACAAACGAGGCAUUUACAAGCCGCGGUCAUUCGAGAAGUUCCGAGGCUACCAUGCCGUGGAGAUAGUGGGGUAUGGACGUCAGGUGGAGAGGUCUCGGCGAGGCCGUGCACGCUCAGUUCCUUACUGGAUAGUGAAGAACAGCUGGGGAGAUCAGUUUGCCGACAGCGGUUACUUAAACGUAGAGAUGGGCACAGCAGCAGCAAUGGAGCAGGUUGUCAUAGAACCACUGCUGCGUCCACUAACAGCUGCUGAAUCACGCAACAACAGAGAUUCGUACGGAACAAGAACCUGGCGGGGUCGACGAGCCGUGACGCCUUCGUCAGGAAGCAUGGGAGCAGUGACCUGUAGUCGUCGGACCAUCACGCCGACCGACGCGAACUUACCGGAGUACCAGCAGGCAGUUCUCUUCCUCAAUUCCGUGGUCCGACGGCAGUACGAGCAGCGGUUCUUAGCUGGAUGCACCAUGAACAGUCGUUUCCUGAACGGCAGUCACCAACUGGUCGAGUCCUACGUGUACUAUCUCACGGUGCAGUACAGUGUCAAGGAAUGCCCACAACCGAAUCUCGUUUAUACAGGGGCAGUUGCAUUACAGUACAGAUCAGGACUGUACUCGUUGGUACGUGGUACCCUGCAGAGCCUGACCUGGGUUAAAGGGUGUCCGUGUGGCAGCCACAGUACAACUAACGUUACUGCUGAACAUGCACGAAACAGCGCACCUGCACCCAGCAACAACUGAUUGCCUUCUGGCACUAGAGUCCAUUCAUCGGAAACUGGCCCGCUGGCUUUUGAAAGUAGGAUUUGGGCCGAAUUGAGGAUCAAAAACCCACUUUAAAUCUCAAAAAUCUGGGUUUUAGAUCUGCUUCUCCAUAGAUUUUGCCAUGGCAUACCUGCCCUAAUUUUGUAAAACCUGGCUGAAUUUCUAUUUCCUUGUUCUUGGACUUUUCUGGCCUCAAAUGUGGCAAGGAGUAAUUGCACGGGUCACACAAUGCAGGAUGUACUGUUGUUUUCACGAUAUCUACAACUAUGUUAGAGAGACACCAAAAAGGUAGGGUGCCAGUUUCCAA
Sycon ciliatum is the source of this 2588-nucleotide messenger RNA. RefSeq names its product cathepsin B-like cysteine proteinase 2. Bases 713 to 2260 code for a protein of 515 amino acids. Lineage: Eukaryota; Metazoa; Porifera; Calcarea; Leucosolenida; Sycettidae. Gene Ontology annotation, molecular function: cysteine-type endopeptidase activity. Gene Ontology annotation, cellular component: lysosome. The transcript has a single exon. The record is from RefSeq and is a predicted model, not a curated record.